Messenger RNA from Sphenostylis stenocarpa, 2166 nucleotides. NCBI's taxonomy places the organism in Eukaryota, Viridiplantae, Streptophyta, Magnoliopsida, Fabales, Fabaceae. The record is from the annotation of a GenBank genome assembly.
AUGGGUACGGAGAGGAAGAGGAAGGUGAGCUUGUUCGACGUGGUAGACGAAACUGCCGCGAAGAUGGCCAAAUCGAACGGCGGGUUCGUCGGCAACAACCUCGUCAACCGAUGGAACGGGAAGCCUUAUUCGCAGAGGUACCACGAUAUUUUGGAAAAGAGGAAGACCCUCCCCGUCUGGCACCAGAAGGAGGAGUUCUUGCAGGUUUUGAAGGACAACCAGACUCUCAUUCUCGUUGGCGAAACCGGUAGUGGAAAAACCACUCAGAUUCCUCAGUUUGUUCUGGAAGCUGUGGAUAUAGAAACCCCAGAUAAACGUAGGAAAAUGAUGGUUGCGUGUACUCAGCCUCGUAGAGUGGCUGCGAUGUCUGUUUCCAGGCGUGUUGCUGAGGAGAUGGAUGUGAAUAUCGGAGAAGAGGUUGGUUACAGUAUAAGAUUUGAGGAUUGCAGUAGCGCCAGGACAGUUUUGAAGUAUCUCACGGAUGGUAUGCUUUUGAGAGAAGCAAUGACAGAUCCGCUUUUGGAACGAUACAAAGUAAUUAUUCUUGAUGAAGCACAUGAGAGAACUUUGGCUACAGAUGUGCUUUUUGGCCUUCUUAAGGAAGUGCUUAGAAAUAGACCUGACAUGAAGUUGGUUGUUAUGAGUGCGACUCUUGAAGCUGAAAAGUUCCAGGGCUAUUUUAAUGGGGCCCCUCUCAUGAAGGUUCCUGGAAGACUACAUCCGGUGGAAAUCUUCUACACUCAGGACCCAGAGAGGGAUUACUUGGAGGCUGCUAUUAGGACUGUGGUUCAGAUACACAUGUGUGAACCUCCUGGAGAUAUACUUGUUUUUCUCACUGGAGAGGAAGAGAUUGAGGAUGCGUGCCGCAAAAUAUCAAAAGAAAUUUCAAAUUUGGGAGGCCAGGUGGGUCCUGUGAAAACAGUGCCCUUGUAUUCUACACUUCCUCCUGUUAUGCAACAGAAGAUUUUUGAGCCAGCUCCACCUCCACUAAAGGAGGGAGGGCCUCCUGGAAGGAAGAUUGUAGUAUCAACAAAUAUAGCAGAAACUUCCUUGACAAUUGAUGGUAUAGUCUAUGUCAUUGACCCUGGAUUUGCUAAGCAGCAGGUUUAUAACCCUCGAGUGCGUGUUGAGUCUUUGUUGGUGUCUCCAAUAUCAAAGGCUAGUGCUCAUCAGAGAUCUGGGCGUGCUGGAAGAACUCAACCGGGGAAAUGUUUUAGACUCUAUACUGAAAAAAGUUUCAAUAAUGAUCUUCAGCCGCAGACCUACCCUGAAAUCUUGAGAUCUAAUCUUGCCAACACUGUUCUUACCUUGAAGAAACUUGGUAUAGAUGAUUUAGUGCAUUUUGAUUUCAUGGACCCUCCUGCCCCAGAGACCUUAAUGCGUGCAUUGGAAGUGUUGAAUUACUUGGGAGCUUUGGAUGAUGAUGGUAACCUAACAAAAUUGGGUGAGGUUAUGAGUGAAUUUCCACUGGACCCUCAGAUGUCAAAGAUGCUCGUUGUUAGUCCUGAAUUCAACUGUUCAAAUGAGAUUCUUUCCAUUUCUGCCAUGCUAUCAGUACCCAAUUGCUUUGUUCGGCCUAGGGAGGCACAAAAAGCUGCGGAUGAAGCAAAAGCUAGGUUUGGACACAUUGAUGGAGAUCAUCUCACGCUCUUAAAUGUAUACCAUGCGUACAAGCAAAAUAAUGAGGACCCUUCUUGGUGCUACGAUAACUUUGUUAAUCAUAGGGCGUUGAAAGCAGCCGAUAAUGUUAGACAACAACUAGUGCGAAUCAUGGCUCGGUUUAACCUUAAGUUAUGCAGCACUGAUUUCAAUAGCCGUGACUACUAUGUCAACAUAAGAAAGGCAAUGCUUGCAGGAUAUUUCAUGCAGGUGGCUCAUCUGGAGCGGACAGGACAUUACUUGACGGUGAAAGACAACCAGGUGGUGCACUUGCAUCCAUCAAAUUGUCUGGACCACAAGCCGGAGUGGGUAAUUUAUAAUGAAUAUGUUCUUACCAGUCGGAAUUUUAUUCGAACUGUCACAGAUAUACGUGGAGAAUGGUUGGUCGAUAUUGCCCCAGAUUACUAUGAUUUGACGAAUUUUCCACAAUGUGAAGCAAAGCGUGUUCUUGAAAGGCUCUCCAAGAAGCGAGAGAAGGAAAAAGAGGAAGCCAGGAGUCAUAAAUGA